Molecule: messenger RNA, 1021 nt
Organism: Bubalus bubalis (water buffalo)
Lineage: Eukaryota; Metazoa; Chordata; Mammalia; Artiodactyla; Bovidae
Product: mitochondrial intermembrane space import and assembly protein 40-like
Exons: 1
Coding region: 17-418 (133 amino acids)
Biological process (GO): protein import into mitochondrial intermembrane space
Cellular component (GO): mitochondrial intermembrane space
Molecular function (GO): protein-disulfide reductase activity
Source: RefSeq, a predicted model, not a curated record
AGAGCCGGGCUGCAUCAUGGCCUACUGCCAGCAGGAAGGGAAGGAUCGAAUCAUAUUUGUGACCAAAGAAGACCAUGAGACUCCAAGCAACACAGAGCUGGUGGCCGAUGACCCCAAUGAUCCAUACGAGGAGCAUGGACUGAUCCUGCCAAACGGAGACAUCAACUGGAACUGCCCGUGCCUUGGGGGGAUGGCCAGUGGCCCGUGCGGGGAACAGUUUAAGGCGGCCUUUUCCUGCUUCCACUACAGCAAGGAGGAUGUCAAGGGGUCGGACUGUGUGAACCAGUUCUGGGCCAUGCAGGAGUGCAUGCAGAAGUACCCAGACCUGUACCCCCAGGAGGAGGAGGAGGAGCAGCCAGCAGACCCCUUACAGGAAGCUGCCUCCGAGGCCAGCACAACCAAAGAGGCGGCGGCGUAGAGCUAAUGAAGGCCGGGGCCCUGGGCUCCAGCCGCCUUCAGAGCCCAGGCGAACCUCUCCAAGAAAGUGUCUUUUCCCUCCGUUGUUCUGUGCACUGUAAUGUACAAAAUAAGUUAUUGUGCUGAUCGGGGGUCUUGGCCCCUUGCCGUAUUUACAGUGAAAAAUGGGGUUGUGUAUAUGUGUGUCUCACACGAACCUGUCGGUGAACGUAGCUGCCACUUUUGAGUUCACAGAUUGUCCUGAAUUUUGCCACUUGGAAAUAACGUGCUGAAUCAUCUCAGCAACCAGAAAUCUGUAUCUGGGGGGGACUCUUGUGAGUGAGCUGAUUUGUUUUGAUUCUUUUGUGUUCCUUUUAGUAGAUUUUAUACCCAGUUGGAAAGUGAAAUAGAAACAAAACGUUUUCCCUUACAAAUGCUGGGGUGCGGCCAUUCCUCGUAAGCAGAGAUGAGAUGAUCAGGCCUGGAGAAUUUGAGGAGGCGCUAUGCUUCAUUUCCGGUUCCUUCUGGUUUCCAGUUUUGCCUUGAGCUCCAGGUUUUCUGUGGUUAGAAAGCAGAGCUUUGGACCCUCUGAGUGAAUCCCUUUGUAAGUGAAAAGAAAGGCUGA